CCUCCGCCCCCACCUCUUAAAAUCCAAAACCAAACCCCGAAAGCACCACGAAACACGGCAGCAGCAGCGGCCUGCGUGCCUGCCUGCCUAUCCACCCUUCCUCCUCCGGCCUCUGGCUCGGACACCUGCGCUCGCCCUCGUGCGGACAGAGCCGAGAGCGGCAGCGACGGAGGCGGGGCUGCGCCGGCCUCUCAAUGCAGCAGCAGCCGGAGCCUGCCGAUCCGCCGGGCCGGGCCUUACCGCCACCGGCGGUGCCGGCGCCGGCGCCGGCGCCUGUCGCCGCGCGCGCGGCGCACCACCGCCGGGCUAGAUCUGAGGUGGCCUUCCGCCUCCCGGACGACCUCGGCCUCGGCGGCGGCGGUGGCCCUGACGGCGACACCUUCGAUGAUAUCGGCUCGGAGGACGACCUCUUCUCCACCUUCAUGGACAUCGAGAAGAUCUCAUCCUCCGGGCCCUCCGACCGCGACCGCGCCGCCGAGACGUCGUCUCCCCCGCGCCCCAAGCACCGCCACAGCAGCUCCGUCGACGGCUCGGGUCUCUUCUUCUCGCCCGGCAUUGGCGGCGGCGCGGGCAAGGAUGCUGCGGCGUCGCUGGCCGAGGUCAUGGAGGCCAAGAAGGCCAUGACUCCCGAGCAGCUGGCCGAGCUCGCCGCCAUCGACCCCAAGCGCGCCAAGAGAAUUCUAGCUAACAGGCAAUCAGCUGCUAGAUCGAAAGAAAGAAAGGCUCGUUAUAUAACAGAACUUGAGCGUAAGGUCCAAACUCUUCAGACUGAAGCCACCACCCUUUCAGCUCAACUCACACUAUUUCAGAGGGACACGACUGGACUUUCUGCAGAAAAUGCAGAGCUUAAGAUAAGGUUGCAUGCCAUGGAGCAACAGGCUCAACUCCGCGAUGCUCUGAAUGAUGCACUAAAGCAGGAGCUGGAGAGGCUUAAGCUUGUUACUGGUGAGAUGACCAAUUCCAGUGAGACAUAUAACAUGAGAUUUCAGCAUAUUCCAUACAACUCUUCCUUCUUUCCGCUUUCCCAGCAAAAUGCAUCUCCACACCCUGGUACCACCCAGUUGCCACCACCGUUCCACCCACCCCAUCCCAAUGUGCCAAACCACCAGAUGCUGUCCCACCCAAACACUCUCCCAGACAUAAUGCAGCAAGAGUCUCUUGGACGGCUGCAGGGUUUGGACAUUGGAAAGGGGCCACUGGUUGUCAAGUCAGAGAGCAGCUCGAUCUCUGCUAGUGAAAGCAGCAGCACCUUCUAACGAGGCCUACCAAUGAGAAUCUGCCGUUUCAAUACGUCCCAUUGUUCAUAAUAGCCUGACAUCCUUGUGCUGCUUCCUGCUCUGUAAGCUUAUUUGUUAUUUAAUUCAUUCAAUUAGUUGAAAUUGUUCCUUGUCGCACUGGCAGAUCGAUCCAUGUUGUAGAAUGAUCCAGGAACCCUUCUAGUCUGUUUAUGUUUUGGGACCAUUUCAUGUUUAUGUGUUCGGUAUUAGGGCAUUUGGAUUUUGGAGUGAAAUUCUCUGAUGAUACUUUUGUUGUGUUCAGCCAUGUUGACUGCAUGAAUCCUCUUUUGAACAUACUCACUCUGUACCAAAUUCGUUUUAGGCCAAUGGUGGAUUCAUGAAAGACUUGUUGAAUGU
This is a messenger RNA of Zea mays, 1634 nucleotides long. RefSeq lists its product as uncharacterized. Gene Ontology annotation, biological process: regulation of DNA-templated transcription. Gene Ontology annotation, cellular component: nucleus. Gene Ontology annotation, molecular function: DNA-binding transcription factor activity. The transcript has 4 exons. NCBI's taxonomy places the organism in Eukaryota, Viridiplantae, Streptophyta, Magnoliopsida, Poales, Poaceae. The coding region runs from base 195 to 1256 and encodes 353 amino acids. The record is from RefSeq and is marked provisional.